CCGGGCUGGGACGCAAAUCCGCCUAUUGAGGUGGAGACUCGGGAGCGGAGCUCUCCUGCAACGUCCUGCAACGCCGAGCGGACACCAUGGCGGACAACCGGGACCCUGCCAGCGACCAGAUGAAGCUCUGGAAGGACCAGCGGGCGCAGCAGAAGCCUGAUGUCCUGACCACAGGGGCUGGGAAUCCCAUCGGGGACAAGCUCAACAUCAUGACAGCGGGCCCCCGAGGGCCUCUGCUGGUUCAGGAUGUGGUUUUCACUGAUGAGAUGGCGCACUUCGACCGAGAGAGAAUUCCCGAGCGCGUCGUGCACGCUAAAGGAGCCGGGGCCUUCGGCUACUUUGAGGUCACACAUGACAUCACGAAAUACUCCAAGGCCAAGGUGUUCGAGCAUGUUGGGAAGAGGACUCCCAUCGCCGUCCGGUUCUCCACUGUCGCUGGAGAAGCGGGCUCAGCAGACACCGUUCGGGACCCUCGUGGCUUUGCGGUGAAAUUUUACACAGAAGAUGGUAACUGGGAUCUCGUUGGAAAUAACACCCCGAUUUUCUUUAUUAGGGACGCCAUACUGUUUCCAUCUUUUGUCCACAGUCAAAAAAGAAACCCUCAAACACACCUGAAGGACCCAGACAUGGUGUGGGACUUCUGGAGCCUGCGACCUGAAUCUCUGCAUCAGGUGUCUUUCUUAUUCAGUGACCGUGGGAUUCCAGAUGGGCACAGGCACAUGAAUGGAUAUGGGUCCCACACUUUCAAGCUGGUUAACGCCAGUGGAGAAGCAGUUUAUUGCAAGUUCCACUAUAAGACUGACCAGGGCAUCAAAAACCUCUCUGUGGAGGAAGCGGCCAGACUUUCCCAGGAUGACCCCGAUUAUGGCCUCCGGGACCUUUUCAAUGCCAUCGCCACCGGCAACUACCCUUCAUGGACCUUCUACAUCCAGGUCAUGACGUUCAGUCAGGCAGAAAAGUUUGAAUUCAAUCCAUUUGAUUUAACCAAGAUAUGGCCUCAUAAGGACUACCCUCUUAUCCCAGUUGGUAAACUGGUCUUAAACCGGAAUCCAGUUAAUUACUUUGCUGAGGUCGAACAGAUCGCCUUUGACCCAAGCAACAUGCCACCCGGCAUUGAGCCCAGCCCUGACAAAAUGCUUCAGGGCCGUCUGUUCGCCUACCCCGACACCCACCGCCACCGCCUGGGCCCCAACUAUCUCCAGAUCCCCGUGAACUGUCCAUUCCGGGCUCGAGUGGCCAACUACCAGCGCGAUGGGCCCAUGUGCAUGUACGACAACCAGGGCGGCGCCCCCAACUACUACCCCAACAGCUUCAGCGCCCCGGAGCAGCAGCCCCGGGCCCUGGAGCACGGCGCCCGGGCCUCCGCUGACGUGCGGCGCUACAACAGCGCCAACGAGGACAACGUGACCCAGGUGCGGACCUUCUAUACCAGUGUGCUGAAUGAGGAGGAGAGGACCCGCCUGUGUGAGAACAUUGCUGGCCACCUGAAAGACGCGCAACUCUUCAUCCAGAAGAAAGCGGUGAAGAACUUCAGUGAUGUGCAUCCUGACUACGGUGCCCGCAUUCAGGCCCUUUUGGACAAACACAACGCGACAAAAUCUAAGGGCGCAAUUCAUACCUUUAUGCAACAUGGGUCGCACUUGGCGGCGAAGGAGAAAGCUAAUCUGUGAGAGUCAGAGGCCAGCGCGGCUUUCACCUGCAAUCCACCCAUCAACUCACUCGUGCCGGAUAGAAGAUGCCCCUGUGCUAGACGCACAGAUGCAAGCUAAUGUCUGCGGAUGAUGUACCCAGUUCCUGUAGCAAAUGAUGUGAUAACAGCUUCUGCUGCUGCUUCCCUAGGGGACAAUGAAGGUUAAGGCUUAACAAUCAUAACAAUCAUUUAAUACAAAGUAUUUUUUUUUUUUUUGCUUUUGACAGUUGGGCAGCUUAUUAACUUGAAAUGGUUAGAAUAAAAACGUUAGGCAGAUGUUACUUUCAUUCAUAAGAGAAAAAUCACUUUGUUGAAAUUGGUCUUUUUCUGUCAGAGGAUGGCCAGUUAUAUGAAAACAUGGCUAUAAUUGUAUCCGCAGAAAGGAUAAAGAUCAUCUACUUAGAAAUGUUAAUUUUUCUAAGUUCUUAGAGGAAAGAUCAGUGUCUCUCUAGAGUAACAUUAAUACUUUGUGGAAAAGGCUUAUUCCUGCUUGGAAUUGAUCGGAUUUUCUUUUUCAAAUUUGGAAUUAACGUUUAUGCUGAUACAGCAUUGAUUUUUUUUGCAAGACUGAUUUGUAAUUGCUUACCUUUUUACAAUAAAAUAAUCUGUACGUAAGAAUA
Messenger RNA from Sorex fumeus (smoky shrew), 2310 nucleotides. It is a transcript of the gene CAT, whose product is annotated as catalase. Lineage: Eukaryota; Metazoa; Chordata; Mammalia; Eulipotyphla; Soricidae. Gene Ontology annotation, biological process: hydrogen peroxide catabolic process; response to hydrogen peroxide. Bases 87 to 1670 code for a protein of 527 amino acids. The record is from RefSeq and is a predicted model, not a curated record. Gene Ontology annotation, molecular function: heme binding; catalase activity. Gene Ontology annotation, cellular component: mitochondrion; cytoplasm; peroxisome. The transcript has 13 exons.